Molecule: messenger RNA, 3277 nt
Organism: Engraulis encrasicolus (European anchovy)
Lineage: Eukaryota; Metazoa; Chordata; Actinopteri; Clupeiformes; Engraulidae
Gene: dlgap5
Product: discs, large (Drosophila) homolog-associated protein 5
Exons: 20
Coding region: 91-3147 (1018 amino acids)
Biological process (GO): kinetochore assembly; chromosome segregation; centrosome localization
Cellular component (GO): cytoplasm; nucleus; spindle pole centrosome
Molecular function (GO): microtubule binding
Source: RefSeq, a predicted model, not a curated record
UGUUGUUUGUUGUUGAUCCCAGUUAGUUGUGUAGUAUUAGAAAAGACGUUUGACACACUCGUGUCGGUACUCGUUGAUACGACGUCAAAGAUGGAGGCCCGUUUUGCCUUCCUGCACCAGCGCGACACCAGCGUGUCCAUGAUGAGGGUGAAGAACGCGCGCCGGCGCUCCCAGUCCCAGAAGCAGAACCGUGAGCGGGUCCACAACCUGCGCCGACACCUGGACAACCUUCCGGAACAGGAUAGCAUCACGUUGGACGCAUCCACCCUGGAGAAGACUGUUCCACUCGCUGAGGUGAAACCAAGUAAAGUGAAUACCAGAGCUGCAAAAGCAGAGGAAAGGUCGAAGAUGCUGGCUCGGUACAAGGAGGCCAAGGACCUCCAGAAGGAGAAGGAGCGCCGGGAACGGGAGAAGAAGGGCGUCUUCAAGGUCGGCCUCUACCAGCCCCAUCAACCUCUGCAGGCCUUGCCCCCAGCGCCCACUAAAGCCAAGGUGAGUCGGGAGGCAGUCCAGCCUGCACGCGUCACUCGCUCCAUGAGGCAGCCCGCUCCUACUCCUCAACCUCUCAAACAGAAGACCGCAGCCCUGAACUCUGCACCUAAAAAAGAAGUAGCAGAUAAAAGGCCGCUGAACACCAGAGGACAGGGAAGAAAUACUGCAGCCUCUCUUGUGUCUGUUACAAAGCCAAAGCCUCCAAUAGCUGAACCAGUUACAAGACCAGCCAGAUCCACAAGAGCAACAGCAGCGGCCACCAAAGCAGAGCCUAAAGCAAGAUCUACAACCAGACAGCAGAAGGUGUCAUCUACAGCUCCGGUGAAGGCAUCGAAAGAAAACAAAAAAGAAAUGAUCCAGAAGAGAGAACAAAAGGAAGUGACAAUGGCUCCUGUGGAAAUCCCUCCUCCACAGCCCGAGCCAAUCAUGGCCGCUGCCGAGAAGGAGAAUGAGAAGGAGAGCCAGGAGGAGGCUGUGGUCCAGGCCGAGACCGUGGUGCCUCCCACUCCCUCCUCCUUUGCUCCAAUCGGAUUUGUGUUCCAGGCCCCCGCCGGCCUCCUGGCACUCCAGUCUGUUGUGAUGCCCCCUUCUUCAGACAGCGCUCUACCUGCCCCCAGUUUGGAGCCAGAGCCAGAGCCCAUGCUCGAGGAGUCCCCGCCAUCACCUGUUUUACCAUCCACCCCUCCUCGCACUGUUCCCUUCUCUCCUCCUCCUCCUCCUCCUCCUUCUGUUCCCUCCACUCCACCUCCUGCCGUUCCCUCCACCCCUCCUCCCAGUAUCCCCGCUCCAUCCUCUCCCACACCAGUAGCACCAGCAACGCCAGCAGCCACCUCCUGCCCACCAGCACCACAAGCCUUCUCCCCACCUCCUCCUCCUGCCUCCCCAUCACCUCCUCCAGCAUCCGUCUCCUCCCCAACACCUCCAUCGGUGUCCUCCUCCAUCACCUCCCCACCUCCCGCUCCAUCCGCUGCUCCUGCUGACCAAGAGGGAGCCUGUGAAGCUGCAGUGGUGCCCUCGAGCCAGCAGGAGGGGGAGCACGAUGUCCCAUAUUUCAGAGCGAUCCUGGUGAGUGAAACGGAGCGACUGUCUGCAUAUGCCACACAGUGGGAACCGUACUUUGAUGACGCCUCCAUCCCUGAAGAAAUGAGGGACCGUAUGCGUACGGCGGUGGGCCAGGCUCGGCUCCUGAUGAAGGAGCGCUUCGGCCAGUUCCGCGGCCUGGUGGACGACUGCGAGUUCAAGCGCGGGGAGAAGGAGACCACCUGCACUGACCUGCAGGGAUUCUGGGAGAUGAUCUACUUCCAGGUGGAGGAUGUGGACAGGAAGUUUGUUGCCCUGAAGGAGGCCCAGGGUAGAGGAUGGACAGAGGAAGUCAAACAGGCACCGCGACCCAGGAAGAUUGUUAAGAAACCACCGGGGACCGCAGCAGCUAGCAGACCCGGAGGUGCCAGUAACGCGGCAGCCAAGAGUCGCCUGGCCGCCAUCAAGGCUGCCAUGAAGGCCAAGCAGCAGCAGGCAGAGGCAGAGAAGGCAGAGGCAGAGAAGGCUGCACAGGCAGCAGCUACAGCUACAGCAGCAGCUGCAGAGGCAGAGGAGGCAGCCAGUACUGGGAUGGGAACCCCUGCACUGGAUAGUGUUACUGCCACUGGCUCUGCCACAGCCACCCCAUCCAAACCUCUUCCCCAGGCCGCAGAUACCAUCACGUUUAAUGGAGGAUUCUUCCAGGUGCAGAGCCCUGCCAAGCCAGCAGUAGCUUCCACAAGCCGGGUAUCAUCUCGGCUGAGCAGAGUCCACGCGGCCUCUCCGUGUCCUGCCUCCUCCUCGGCGGCCUCCUCUCCCCUCCCCACCCCCAGCAGAGCCAGACGCUCCUUCGCUCCUCUCCAGCCCUCCCCUCUGGUCCGCCGCACCCCAGCACGCCUGACCCCCGCCAUCUCCGUUUCCCCUGCCUGCACCCCCCAGCGCGUCACCUGCACCCCAUCUGCUACGCCCACGCGGGACAAUCCCACCAAUCUGAGCUCGUCGCCAGAGCGGGUGUGUCCUGCCAGCCCGUCGUUGCAGCUCAACCUCGAGUCGGCCGAGGACCAAUCGCAUUGCUCGUCUGAAGCAGCUCCCGCCCUCAGUGUGUGUCCACAGGCGACUGGGGACCAAUCGCCGCGCCCGCUUGAAUCGGCUCCUUCCCUCAGUCUGAGCGAGACCCCACGUGCACCCCCUUCAGACCUGCUGUCCACUCUGUCUACAGAGCAGUGUCUCCCUGGAGAAGACUCCCAUGUGAGCCCUGCUGCAGCUGUGAGAAUCCAAGAUACAGAUGUUGAAAUGGCAGCAACACCAGAGACGCCAUGCACAGAGGACAUGCCGGGUCUGGACUUUGAGCGCUACCUCCAGCAGACGGCGGCCGCCGCGUCUCCUAACGACACGGGCGCCUCCCUCCAGGCCUUCUCCCCCAUGCUGCUGGACGCGGAGAUGGAGAGCCCAGAACCCCAGCGGGACCAGCUCACGCACACACCAACCGCCUUGCCCAGGAUGUCCCCCCUCUUCACGCCCCAGAUGGGACAGGCAGCUGAGUCCAACCUUUUACUGUUCACUCCCGAGUUGAAGAACCGCGUGCGACAGUCUGUGUGUGCUCAUGACCUCAUGUCUUUCACUCCACCCCAGUAAAAAAGAAUGAAAGGAGAGAGAAGAAAUGAAUGAAUGAAAGAAAGAAAGAAAAAAGUUUUAAAUGUUGUGCGUUUUUUAUAUCUUGGCUAUAUUUGAUUUGCGUAAUAAAAUCGAUGACUAAAAAAAUGAA